Elephantulus edwardii (Cape elephant shrew) is the source of this 2544-nucleotide messenger RNA. It is a transcript of the gene KCNQ1, whose product is annotated as potassium voltage-gated channel, KQT-like subfamily, member 1. The coding region runs from base 1 to 2544 and encodes 847 amino acids. Gene Ontology annotation, cellular component: membrane; voltage-gated potassium channel complex. Gene Ontology annotation, biological process: transmembrane transport; potassium ion transport. The transcript has 21 exons. Gene Ontology annotation, molecular function: voltage-gated potassium channel activity. Lineage: Eukaryota; Metazoa; Chordata; Mammalia; Macroscelidea; Macroscelididae. The record is from RefSeq and is a predicted model, not a curated record.
AUGUCCUCAGUGGCUCAGGACUCAAGCCCUUCCCUGCUGGCUGUGUCGCUCUGGAACUCUGGGAAGGUGGGUUCCCCAGGCCCCUUCCUGCAACUGCUCCUGGGGGUGAUACUGAGAGCAAAUGUUCAUGAGGCCAAGCAGAUGUACCCGUCUGGACCAGGGCAGGAGGCCACACCUUCCCCUCCUGGGGCUGCCACUGUGGCCGAGGAGGCUGGGAAUUCAAUAGGCUCUCAGCAAAUAGCAGAGGAAGCAGCACCCCUACGUUCUGAGGAGGUGCCCCUCUGCCACAGCAUGGUGGAGCAUCAUUUCUCCACCAAGUUCAAGCCCAAACCCUACACGGUGGGCGAGCAUCAUGUCUACACCACAGGGAGCUUACCCUUGCAAUAUGGGGGAUCAGCACCCUAUGCUAGAGAAAUUUUCCCCUUCGUCCAGCCUUCUCUGCGUGUUUCAAAUCUUCAGCGUCUCCUGGAGCCCUCCCCUCCAGUUCAGUAUGGCUGGGGACCCCCUUUUGCUCAUUCUCUGCAUAGCUACAUGGUGCCCCUGCUGAACGCAGGACCCACCAGCCGCGCUGCUGCCCGUCAGUACUCAGGGACCCCCCCACCUCCAGCGAGUGGUGGGACUAACGCGUCCCAGCACCAGGACAGCCAGCGCGCACGUGCCCAGGGCGCCCCGUCCCCGCCUCCCCGGCUCCCUCUGCCGAGCGGCUCAGACUGCACUGGGCGGCCCCCCGCGCCCGGCUCUCUGCCGCCCUCCGCGCCCCUCGCAGAGCCCGGCCCGCGGCUGCCCAUCAGCCUGGACCCGCGCGUCUCCAUCUACAGCACGCGGCGCCCGCUGCUGGCGCGCACCCACGUCCAGGGCCGCGUCUACAACUUCCUCGAGCGUCCUACCGGCUGGAAGUGCUUCGUCUACCACUUCACCGUCUUCCUCAUCGUCCUGGCCUGCCUCAUCUUCAGUGUCCUGUCCACCAUCGAGCAGUAUGUCGCACUGGCUACAGGGACCCUCUUCUGGAUGGAGAUCGUCCUGGUGGUCUUCUUCGGUACGGAGUACGUGGUGCGUCUCUGGUCUGCUGGCUGCCGCAGCAAGUACGUGGGCGUGUGGGGGCGGCUGCGCUUCGCCCGGAAGCCCAUUUCCAUCAUCGACCUCAUUGUGGUUGUGGCCUCCAUGGUGGUCCUGUGCGUGGGCUCCAAGGGACAGGUGUUUGCCACCUCGGCCAUCAGGGGCAUCCGCUUCCUGCAGAUCCUGAGAAUGCUGCACGUGGACCGCCAGGGCGGCACCUGGAGGCUUCUGGGAUCUGUGGUCUUCAUCCACCGCCAGGAGCUGAUCACCACUCUGUACAUUGGCUUCCUGGGCCUCAUCUUCUCCUCCUACUUCGUUUACUUGGCUGAGAAAGAUGCUGUGAACGAGUCGGGCCGUGUGGAGUUCGGCAGCUACGCUGAUGCACUGUGGUGGGGCGUGGUCACGGUCACUACCAUCGGCUAUGGGGACAAGGUGCCUCAGACCUGGGUGGGCAAGACCAUCGCCUCCUGCUUCUCCGUCUUCGCCAUAUCCUUCUUCGCUCUCCCAGCGGGUAUCCUCGGCUCUGGCUUCGCCCUGAAGGUCCAGCAGAAGCAGCGGCAGAAGCACUUCAACCGACAGAUCCCUGCAGCUGCCUCGCUUAUCCAGACCGCAUGGAGGUGUUACGCGGCCGAGAACCCCGAGUCGUCAACCUGGAAGAUCUAUGUGCGGAAACCCCCCCGCAGUCAUGCUCUGCUGUCCCCCAGCCCCAAGCCCAAGAAGUCCGUCAUGGUCAAGAAGAAGAAAUUCAAGCUGGAGCGGGAUAACGGGGUGAGUUCCGGAGAGAAGAUGCUCACGGUCCCGCACAUCACCUGCGACCCGGCCACUGAGGACCGCAGGGCUGACCACAUCUCCCUCGAUGGCUGUGACAGCGCUGUAAAGAAGAGCCCCAUGCUGCUGGACGUGAGCACGCCCCACUUCAUGCGGACCAACAGCUUUGCGGAGGACCUGGACCUGGAAGGGGAGACUCUGCUGGCACCCAUCACCCACAUCUCACAGCUCCGGGAGCACCAUCGGAUCACUAUCAAGGUCAUCCGACGCAUGCAGUACUUUGUGGCCAAGAAGAAGUUCCAGCAAGCACGGAAGCCGUAUGAUGUACGGGAUGUCAUUGAGCAGUACUCACAGGGCCACCUCAACCUGAUGGUGAGGAUCAAAGAGCUUCAGAGAAGGCUGGAUCAGUCCAUCGGGAAGCCUUCCCUGUUCAUCUCCAUCUCAGAGAAGAACAAAGACCGGGGCAACAACACCAUCGGGGCCCGUCUAAACCGGAUGGAGGACAAGGUGACUCAGCUGGACCAGAGGCUGGUGCUCAUCACAGAGCUGCUGCAGCAGCUGCUUGCCCUGCAGUCAGGAGGCACCUCCGGCGGCGGCGGGGCCCGGGCGCUCCGGCCCGUCAGCAGCAGCCUCAGUCCCGAGCUCUUCCUGCCCAGCAACUCUCUGCCCACCUACGAGCAGCUGACCGUGCCCCACAGGGCUGACGAUGAGGGAUCCUGA